This is a messenger RNA of Ilex paraguariensis (yerba mate), 396 nucleotides long. The record is from the annotation of a GenBank genome assembly. Lineage: Eukaryota; Viridiplantae; Streptophyta; Magnoliopsida; Aquifoliales; Aquifoliaceae.
AUGAAAGUAUUUGCCCCCACAACCGAUGUUCUCCAUGCUCACGAGCAUCACAAGUCUCGGGCGGCUAUCCACGGUGAGUUUGCGCCAAUUUACAUGAUGCUGGGGAUGCUAGCGGUGGCGCUGUCAAUUGGGGCUCACACUGCCAAGCAGCAGCUGGUGCAUUCCCCAACGGUCUUUGUCAACAAGAAGAAGAGAGAAACAGUGCCAGAGGUGGACGAUCCCGAUGUGGUGAUAGGUUCUGCCGAUAAGUUUGUCAACAAAUCUUUCCUCAGGAAGGUGGCUCACAUUCAGGACCAUAACUACACCCUGCCCGACCCAGCAAGGCCUGACCCUUUUACGCGCUCUAGAGACGUUGAGACGUUAAAAACAGUUGGAGUGGAACCUGGUGGCCACUAA